Hibiscus syriacus is the source of this 1506-nucleotide messenger RNA. RefSeq names its product F-box/LRR-repeat protein 4-like. The record is from RefSeq and is a predicted model, not a curated record. Gene Ontology annotation, cellular component: SCF ubiquitin ligase complex. The transcript has 3 exons. The coding region runs from base 1 to 1506 and encodes 501 amino acids. Gene Ontology annotation, molecular function: protein binding. Gene Ontology annotation, biological process: SCF-dependent proteasomal ubiquitin-dependent protein catabolic process. NCBI's taxonomy places the organism in Eukaryota, Viridiplantae, Streptophyta, Magnoliopsida, Malvales, Malvaceae.
AUGGAAUUACCAGAAGAAUGCUGGGAGUCGAUUUUCAGUUUCUUAGAACACCAUCGGUACUUUGAACCUCUUUCUUUGGUCUGCAAGAGAUUUCUUUCCAUCACCAAUCGUCUUCGUCGCACUCUCACCAUCACCGACCCAACCCUCGAAUCCCUCCCUAAUCUCCUCCUCCGCUUUCCAAAUCUCACCACCGUCGUUUUCCGUGAUUUCCACGGCAAUCUCGAUUCGGUUCUUUACCUGAUUUCUCAGUCUGGGUUGCCCUUGAAAUCCCUCAACGUUUCGAGCCACAAGUGUUUCCCUUUGCUGGGUUUGAAACACUUGGCUUCCAAGAUAAGGAAUUUGGUAGAAUUGAAUUGCUCCAAAACUGGGUCUCUGAAGGACUCUGAUUUGAUCGAGAUCGGGAAUUGUUUCCCUUCUCUUGAAGUGGUUGACAUUAGCUACCAUGAUUAUGGAUGUGGGUUUUCCCCUAAUGGGUCAUUGGAUUCCAAGAGCUUGUCUGGUUUGGUUACCGACUACGGGAUCCUUGGUUUGUCCUCAUCGCUCAAGAGUUUGCGCAAGAUUGAUCUUUCUGGUAAUACCUUUUUAACCGAUCAAGCUCUUGUUAUUUUAUCAUCAAAUUGUUUAAUCUUGAGUGAAAUUGGGAUUCGUGAUUGUGAUUUCAUUACCCAGAACGGAAUUGCUUUGGCUAUUCGUAAAAGUGAUAAUUUGAAGUCCAUUUUCAUGAAUGGAAUUGGCAUUCCUUCGAUGGAUGCAUGUUUUUUGGAUUCCUUUGCGUAUGCCAGAAGUUUAAGUGAGCUUGAUCUCUCCAAUUCGUUUAUAUCUGAUGAAUUUUUGUGUUUAAUAGCUGAAGCUAACCUUCCAUUGCGCAAGAUUGCUCUCUCUGGUUGCUUUUGUUUCACAUUUUAUGGGGUUUCUUUUCUCUUGUCCAAGUACCCGUCUCUUACAUAUUUGGAUCUUGAAGGAGCAAAUUUUCUCAAUGAUGAGUCCAUGAUAGAAUUAGCCAAGUUUUUUGUAUCAAUAUGGAGAGAACAAACCUCGGUUGAAGCAUUUCCAGCUGAAAUUGUGGUGAAUCCUCGGGUUAAGGCAUUGCAUUUGGGUUGGAAUAACAAUUUGAAUGAUGAAUGCUUGAAGAUGGCUUCCUGUGUUUGCCCCAAUUUGGAAGAACUCAACGUUACCUACGCUCGGAUUAGGUGUUUAGAGAUAAGCAAAUGCCAAGGGGUUAGUAAUCUCGAAUUGGACUUUGAACUUCCUAAACUGGAGGUUUUGCAAGCAGAGGGAUUGGCAAUUGAUGAUGAGACAUUGGGUUCAAUCGGGAAGCUGUGUGGACGUCUAUCCCUUUUGAAUUUGGCAGGUUGCUUGAAUGUGACCGCCAGAGGAGUUGAAGGCGUGAUCAUGAACUGCAAAGCAUUGAAAGAGCUGAACUUGAAAUGGUGUAAUAAUGUGAGUGUAGACAUUGUAGCUUGGAUGGUGCUUUCAAGGCCAUCUUUGAGGAAAAUUACACUGUAA